Messenger RNA from Panicum virgatum (switchgrass), 4238 nucleotides. Its product is annotated as disease resistance protein Pik-2-like. Gene Ontology annotation, biological process: defense response to other organism. Gene Ontology annotation, molecular function: ADP binding. The coding region runs from base 96 to 4013 and encodes 1305 amino acids. NCBI's taxonomy places the organism in Eukaryota, Viridiplantae, Streptophyta, Magnoliopsida, Poales, Poaceae. The transcript is spliced from 3 exons. The record is from RefSeq and is a predicted model, not a curated record.
UCGGUCGUAGAUGCUCUUUCGAUCCCAGCGCAAUCCAAACCCACAGAUCUGAGCUUCUGACUUGCGAGCACGGCGAGCUCGCGCUAGCCGGCGAGAUGGAGGCGACGGCGGUGAGCAUCGGGAAGGCCGUGCUGAAUGGCGCGCUGGGCUACGCCAAGUCCAAGGCCGCGGAGGAGAUGGCGCUGCAGCUCGGCGUCGAGGACGACGUCAGCUUCAUCACCGACGAGCUGGAGAUGAUGCAGUCCUUCCUGAUGGCGGCCGACGAGGAGAGGGCCCAGACCAAGGUGCUCACCACCUGGGUGAAGCAUGUCCGGGACGUGAGCUACAACGUCGAGGACAACCUUGUGGAUUUUGAGAUCCACGCGGGGCGAGAGAAGCCUCCUAUUCUGGGCUGUGUUCCACGGAACAUGCGCCACCGUCGCCGCAUUGCCAAGGAGGUGAAGAAGCUCAAGGCCAAGGUGGAGGACGUCAGCAACAGGAACCUGCGCUACCGACUCAUCAAGGAUGGCGCUGGAGGCUCCAAGCCCAGUAGCGUCGGGGUCGAGCAGGGCGGCACUGCUGGGGAUGUGACGUCUAUGUUUGGCAUUGAUGAAGCAUGGCGUCAGGCCCUGGAGCCAAAGAUGGACCUUAGCCAACUGAUCACCAGUGCAGAGGUGGACCUUCGAGUGAUUGCGGUGUGGGGAACAAAUUCUGAUCUCGGGAAGACAUCUGAAAUCUCAAAGGUCUUUGAUGACCCAGAUGUAAAGAAAAAGUUUGGAUGCACUGCUUGGUUGAGAUUGAUGCGCCCUUUUGAUCAAAAGGGAUUCCUCCAUAGCAUUGUGAGGCAGUUCUAUGUAAAUUCUUCUCAAGUGCAGCAACCUGGUAUUGCUCAAGAAGAAACAGUUGUUGGAGCAGAUGUUCUAAUGAAGAUGGAGAAGAUGGAGCAGAUUGAUCUGGUCCGUGAAUUUUGUGCACAUGUGAGCAGUAACAACUACCUGAUUGUGAUUGAUGACCUUUCGACAAUAGACGAGUGGCAUUGUAUCAAAACCUAUUUCCCUGACAAGAAGAACCGAAGCAGAAUUGUUGUUGCCACGCAAAAAAUUGAAAUUGCCAGCUUGUGUACGGAGCAACCAUAUCAAGCGUCUGAACUAAAGCAGUUAUCAUCGGAUCAGAUUCUUUAUGUGUUCCACAAGAAGUUUGAGAAGUCUGAAAUGGAUUCUAGUGAGCCCAUCUCUGUGUCAACAGCUGCGACUACUGUAGGAAGCUCAUUGAUGUCCACCAAUGAGAAUGAGAAUGUGAAUGAGAUACAGGAGGAAGGGGGGCAACAACCACAGGGUAUGGGUAGCGGAAAUGCUUUGUCCACCACCUCAGCAGUUGAAAAAAUGAAGCUUGAUCGCAGCAACACGAUAGUCAUCCCUGAAGACGUUAUUGUUGGGCGAUCGACAGAAAAACAAAAGGUCAUCAAUUCAGUUGGUCAACCAAACGACAACACUAGUAGCUUGAAGGUGAUCUCUGUUUGGGGAAUGGGUGGUAUUGGAAAAACUACUCUUGUGAGGACUGUCUACCGAAGCCAACAGCUUGGCGGAUGGAAACGUGCUUGGGCUACUGCACUGCGUCCUUUUAGUCCUGAUGCACUUCUUCGAAAUCUUUGUUUGCAGCUCCUAAUAGGUAUCCAAGAAGAUUCAAUGGCUGGUGGAGAUACACAAAAGAAGAAGAAUGUUGGAACAAUGGGUUUCCAAGACAUGAUUAUUGAAUUAUCACAACUUCUUGAGAAGCAAAAGUGCCUGAUUGUUCUGGAUGAUCUAUCUUCCAAUCAGGAAUGGGAUUCCAUUAAAGAUUACUUGGCAAAAGCUAGAAGAGUCAUACUCACCACGAGGGAAAAAACUGUCGCCAAACAUUGUUCCGGUGAUGAUGGGAAUAUGCACUGCCUUAAUGGCCUUGAAGAUGAUGCAGCAUUUGAGCUGUUCAAAAAGAAGGUAUUUAAGGAUGCUAGAAGUUUUGAUUUGCACCCUGGUAUGCUGGAUCAAGCUAACCUUAUCCUAAAGAAAUGUGAUGGACUCCCCCUUGCAAUAUCGACUAUAGGUGGCUAUCUAGCAAAUAAGCCUAAAACUGCAAUGGAGUGGAGAAAGUUAAAUGAAGGCUUAAGCGCCGAGCUGGAGAUAAAUCCUGAGUUAAAGAUGAUAAAAACAGUCCUUAUGCGGAGCUAUGAUGGCCUGCCAUAUGGUCUAAAAUCUAGUUUCUUGUACUUGUCUAUUUUCCCAGAAGACCAUAUAAUCCAGCGUAAACGUGUGGUGAGGAGAUGGAUUGCCGAAGGUUAUUCAAGAGAGAUGCAACACAUGGCAGCCGAGCAAGUAGCAGGCAAGCAGUUUGAUGAGCUUCUUGACCGGAGUAUGAUCCUACCUUUGGAAGCAAGAACUCCUGGAAGCAUUGACUCUUGCCAGCUCCAUGACCUCAUCCGUGAAAUCUGCGUGUCAAAGGCAAGGGAGGACAAUCUUGUUUUUACACUAGAGGAAGGAUGUAGCUUGGGCGGUGUACAAGGAGCAAUACGCCACCUUGCCAUAAGUAGCAACUGGAAGAGAGACAAAGAGGUGAUGCAGAGGAUGCUGGACUUGUCACAUAUACGGUCAUUAACUGUGUUUGGUGAGUGGAGAUCAUUUUUCAUAUGCAGUAAGAUGAGGUUCGUGCGAGUGCUGGAUUUGGAGGACACCGUAGGACUCAGAGAUCAUCACCUUGGUCGAAUUGGGGAGCUCCUUCACCUAAGGUAUCUUUCUCUGCGUGGAUGUAGGAGUAUCUUUGAAUUACCAGAUUCGUUCGCAAAUUUGAGGCAGCUGCAGACGCUCGACAUCAGAGGUACACUCAUAUGGAGAUUGCCAGUAGGUGUCACCAAGCUUCAGAAGCUACAAUACCUUCAUGCAUCUGGUUGCUCAUAUUUAGGGCUAUUUAGGGAUGACAAAUUUGGGGAUGACAUAUUUAGGGAUGACAUAUUUUCGACGUACAGACAUUUCAUACCCGUGGAGUACGAUAUGAGGUACAGACGUCUCAUACUCCAAGCAAGGGAGAUGUACAGAUCGCAGUGGCUAGAGCAUCACACGCCUUGUGUUUGUUGUGUAUAUGCUCUUUCCGCAUGCAAUCUACUCCGCGCAAUGGGCCAUCUUGUCUGGAGACCGCAGCGGCUAGAGCAUCACAUGGAAAGGACCAGAACACAUGUUUUGGAGGAGGCUGUGAGUAGGCAUGACAUAUGCAACUUACACUGCUACUUUACGACGUAUGAUGCAGAAUCUCACAAGCUAUAUGGCAUUAAAGUCCCGAGAGGGAUUUCCAAAUUGAAGGCCUUGCACACACUACGUGACAUCAAUGUUGCAUGGGGAAAUGCUGCGAUUCAAGAGCUCGGAGAGCUCACUCAGCUGCGUAAGCUUGGAGUGGUUGGAGUCAUCAGGACGAACAACGGCAAGUUUUGGCCUGCAAUUGCUGAACACAAUCAACUUCGGUCUCUAUCUGUAGAUUUUGAAGGUAGCAGUUCUCCUUAUGUUGAGUCAUUAGAUGAUUGCUUGGGCGGAAAUUUGAUGCCACCAAAAUGCCUUGAGAGCCUCAAGAUGCGCGGUAUGUUAAUCAAGGUAACAGAAUGGGUCCAUUGGCUUCAGAACCUAUCAAAGCUUCAGCUUCAGUAUACACAACUGAAUCAAGAAGCCUUAGAAGCCAUUGGGAAGCUACCAAAUCUUGUGGUUCUGCGUCUGAGCUGGAGGUCAAUCUUGCGGUCUAAGCUGUGCUUCCCAGGCCCAUCUUUCCCGAGUAUCUUGGUGCUGGAGCUUAGUUAUAUCCUCGAAUUGUUGGAAUUUGAGCGAAACGCAACGCCUAACCUCGAGGUGCUAGUGCUACAGGGAACUGUGUGGUGCAACAGUCGUUUGAGGGAAGUUUCUGGGCUAGAGUUUCUCACAAGCCUCAAGGAGAUUCGGCUGGAUAGUGAUCGUGCCAAGGAAUUAGUGCAGAGCAAACUUGCAGAGUACUCAAACAAUGUUACCAUCAAGAUGCUGUAACCGAGAUGUUGGAGUUCACAUCGACCUCAAGCUGUCACGCGGCAACCUCUUACAUUGCUGUACUGCCCCUUAUAUUUUCCUUUGUUUUCGUGCAUAUCAAUAUCAUACUGUACGCUGAGUUGGUCAUCUAACAAAACCGAUUGUAUUGCACGAUCAGAUAAACACAUUCAUUUGUCGAUCUGAAGAUAGACACAUUCGUGCAUGCUACAAAUAUUUGGUUACUGA